Limulus polyphemus (Atlantic horseshoe crab) is the source of this 513-nucleotide messenger RNA. Its product is annotated as phosphatidate cytidylyltransferase, photoreceptor-specific-like. The transcript is spliced from 4 exons. The record is from RefSeq and is a predicted model, not a curated record. Lineage: Eukaryota; Metazoa; Arthropoda; Merostomata; Xiphosura; Limulidae. The annotation marks the transcript as partial. Gene Ontology annotation, molecular function: phosphatidate cytidylyltransferase activity. Gene Ontology annotation, cellular component: endoplasmic reticulum membrane.
UUUCUGUCUUGUAGAUGGAGAAAUUGGGUGGUGCGAGGAAUCUUUACUUGGGUUAUGAUAUUUGGUUUCGGGCUGAUCAUCUGGCUUGGACCUCUCAUGUUGUUAUUCACCACUUUGCUGGUGCAAGUCAAGUGUUUCCAUGAGAUCAUCUCUAUUGGCUACAUUGUUUAUCGCACUCAUGAUCUUCCUUGGUUUCGAUCUCUGUCCUGGUAUUUCCUUGUCACAUCCAACUACUUCCUAUAUGGAGAAAGCAUGGUUGACUAUUUUGGAGUUUUAUUGAACAGAGCAGAUUUUAUGAAGCCCUUGGUGACUUAUCACAGGUUUAUCUCAUUCAGUUUGUACAUUAUUGGGUUUGUGUGGUUUGUGCUCAGCCUAGUCAAGAAGUAUUAUCUGAAACAGUUUUCUCUGUUUGCUUGGACCCACGUUACAUUGUUGAUUGUGGUGACCCAGUCAUAUCUGAUCAUGCAAAAUCUCUUUGAGGGGCUCAUUUGGUAAGUGUCAUUUCUUAUAAUU